This is a messenger RNA of Cheilinus undulatus (humphead wrasse), 2388 nucleotides long. It is a transcript of the gene lmx1bb, whose product is annotated as LIM homeobox transcription factor 1, beta b. The transcript is spliced from 10 exons. Gene Ontology annotation, biological process: neuron differentiation; regulation of transcription by RNA polymerase II. NCBI's taxonomy places the organism in Eukaryota, Metazoa, Chordata, Actinopteri, Labriformes, Labridae. The coding region runs from base 292 to 1422 and encodes 376 amino acids. Gene Ontology annotation, molecular function: DNA-binding transcription factor activity, RNA polymerase II-specific; RNA polymerase II transcription regulatory region sequence-specific DNA binding. Gene Ontology annotation, cellular component: nucleus. The record is from RefSeq and is a predicted model, not a curated record.
CUUACCUCUCCGACAGACGCGACAGUUCUGCUAACUUUAAGCUAAAUUGCUAAACUUUAAUAGAGUGUUUCUUUCUUGGUUCACACCUGCUAAUAGGCCCUAUGUGGUGUUUUUUUCCGUCUCGUGAAGAGGGGGCGUAGCUAGCAGUGGGAGCUGUGUUGUCAGAUCUGGGCUACAGGUCAUCGCCUGGAUGCUUCACAAAGAAGAUCAGAAACAAAACAGGCAGGCCUCAUAGAAGGUCUGGUGUCACUGGAGCGCCUCUCCGCGGGAGAACAGUCCGAGACGUGCAUCAUGUUGGACGGCAUAAAAAUUGAAGAUCAUCCCCUGCGCUCGGGACAGGCAACGCUCGGAGUCAUGCUCGGGAACGACUGUCAUCAUCCAUCCGUGUGUGAAGGAUGCCAGCGUCCCAUCUCCGACCGCUUCCUGAUGAGGGUCAACGAUUCCUCAUGGCACGAGGAGUGUUUGCAGUGCACCGUGUGUCAACAGCCUCUCACCACCAGCUGUUACUUCAGAGAAAGGAAACUUUACUGCAAACACGACUACCAACAGUUGUUUGCGACUAAGUGCAGCGGCUGCAUGGAGAAAAUCGCCCCCACAGAGUUUGUGAUGCGCGCCCUGGAGUGCGUCUACCACCUGAACUGCUUCUGCUGCUGUGUGUGCGACCGACAGCUGAGGAAGGGCGAUGAGUUUGUCCUGAAAGAGGGUCAGCUGCUCUGCAAGAUCGACUACGAGAGGGAGAAAGACUUACUCAGCUCGGUCAGCCCGGAUGACUCAGACUCAGAGAAAAGUGAUGAUGAGGAGUUAGACAUCAAGCCAGAGAAAGGCAUCGGAGGCCCAGGGAAGGGGGAUGAUGGGAAGGAUCCCAGGAGGCCCAAAAGACCACGAACCAUACUGACCACUCAGCAGAGACGGGCUUUCAAAGCCUCCUUUGAGGUCUCCUCAAAACCCUGCAGAAAGGUGCGGGAGACGCUUGCCGCAGAGACGGGACUCAGCGUUCGAGUGGUGCAGGUGUGGUUUCAGAACCAGAGAGCUAAGAUGAAGAAGUUGGCGAGAAGACAGCAGCAACAACAAGAACAACAGAAUUCUCAGAGACUUGGCCAAGAGGUGAUGUCCAACCGCAUGGAGGGGAUGAUGAACUCCUUCACGCCGCUGGCUCCGCCGCAGCAGCAGCUGGUCGCCAUGGAUCAGAACGGUUACAGCACGGACCCGUUCCAGCAGGGGCUCACCCCCCCACAGAUGCCCGGGGACCACAUGAACCCAUAUGGUAAUGACUCCGCUUUCCAUGACAUAGACAGCGACACGUCUUUAACCAGCCUCAGUGACUGCUUCAUGGCGUCGUCGGAAGUCAGCUCCAUGCAGGCCCGCGUGGGAAACCCCAUCGACCGCCUCUACUCCAUGCAGAACUCUUACUUUGCGUCAUGAAAGAGGAGGAAUAAAAGAGAGAAACAUCAGCACAGAAUAAACUGCCCAUCUCAACCCUGAAGCACGACGGCCGGGAGUCUUUUUCCUCCACGGACUCGACAGAAGAAACACCUCCUCGCAGCGUCUCCUGGUUAUGUGCUGAAGCUUACGCAGAGAUAGUAAAACCACUUGUUGUAGGACAGUGAAGCUCCCCGGGGGGAAAGACUUAAAUAUUGUUUAGAGAUUAUUCUGUAGGAUCGUUAUCCGUCACAGGAGAUAUUACUCUUUUCUUUGUUCACUUGAAGAAAACAAGUAGAUAUUGAAGCCACCUAUUACACAAACCAAAUAACACCGUGAAUUUAUACAGUGCAUGAUCAAUUGUAAACUGAAUCUUUUUGUAAGCCCCGACCCCCCCUGGUUAAGAUGUGGUGUUUGGACUGUUUCUUCUUCACACUACAUGGAUUCCCAUGUUCACCGUUAGCAUUUUGAUCACUUUCAAUAGGUUUAGAUAUUGUGUUCAUAGUAAAUAGGUGCAGCAUGUCUGCAAGAGUGGCUGUACAUUUGUGUAUGUAUGAGAGUCUGUGGCGAGACAGAGUUGUUUAGAGGAGAAAAAACAGUGCGGAGAAGUGGAGACAUGUAGGAUCAGUGAAGUGUAAAUACUUUCCCCAGGCAAAUUGGAUGUGCAUGUUAAAAAUGGAAAGCAUUCUAUUUAUUUAACUAUAACAGGCUCUUUGAAGGUGCAUAUUAAACUGAAAAGCUUUAUUUAAAAAGGAGAGCAUUUUUUUGUUGAGCAAUUAGUGAGUUCAUGAGUGUCACAACUCAUCUGUAUGCCUUUUUAAUAUGAAGAUUAACCCUUUUAUUUUGUUUAUUUCCUCAGCCAAGCUGUAAAUGAGCAAUGUUGCUAUUUAUUUCGUACAGACCAUAAACCUUUUGUUGUCAUUGUCAUAUGUGCAUUCUCAAAAAUGUUAAAGUUGCUAAUUGACCAAA